AUGACAAUUGGUGGUUGGGAUGUUGGGGGUUUUGAAGAGGAAGGGUCAGUGAGUCGAAAGGUGGCGAUAGAGGAUUUCAAUCUUGUAGGGACUUAUAAAAUUUUUAAGGGUGUUUUUGUUGGAUUUCAAUCAUUUGGACAUGCUGAUGUCACCUGUUUAACUGAAAAGUCAUCUCCCAUGGCUAAGUGGGCAUCAGUAUCUUCAAACAACCACAAUGAUAUGGUGAUGGGUCAUUUGCUUUCUCAAAAAUCUGGGAUUGAACUCAUGCAGAAUUGUGAUUUGCCGCCUCCUUCGAAGGUUUUUUCUGGGUCGGAUAAGAUGGUUAUAUCUCCUAUGAAUAGGAUAUGUGGUGUGAUGGGACGAGAAGAGGAAGAGAGGUAUGAUUUUGAUGCGUGUAGAAGUGGUGAAAGUGAAAAGCUGGAGCUUGUGAAGGCGUUGAGAUUGUCACAGACGCGUGCAAGGGAGGCCGAGAAGAGAGCUGCAAGUUUUGCAAAGGAGAGGGACAGUCUGUACUGUGUUUUCUUGGAGGACUCAAUGCGGAUAUUUGCUUAUCGACAAUGGAUGAGAUUGCUUGAAGUUCAAGUUUCAAAGGUGCAGAAGACAGAGAGUAAUUUAUUGUGUUGUUGUGGUGCUGGCAAAGAGGGAGAUGAUGAUGGGGAAGAUGGAGUUGGGGUGUCAUUGUUUAUGGCUUUGGCACUUUGUUUAGGGAUAGUUAGUGUGGGAUUUGCAUUUGGGUGCAAAUAUUUGUUCUGA
This is a messenger RNA of Pistacia vera, 753 nucleotides long. RefSeq lists its product as uncharacterized. The transcript is spliced from 3 exons. Lineage: Eukaryota; Viridiplantae; Streptophyta; Magnoliopsida; Sapindales; Anacardiaceae. The coding region runs from base 1 to 753 and encodes 250 amino acids. The record is from RefSeq and is a predicted model, not a curated record.